CGCCAUUUAUGUUGAACAAGCGGGAAAGUUAAGUGUCGGGACCUGGUGGUUCCUCUGUAAAAAGUAAGUUUAAUUACUGUAAUCGGUAGUUACCCAAGCGAUUUAUGUUCUCAGAAAGUGGUUAAUAGUUUCUACAUCAUCUUCAUCGAAAAAGAGGGAAAGAGAAGAGGUAAAUUGGGUGGAAAUAUUUUCCUCUGACGAUGAAUUUCAAGGAAACUCAACUUCCAGAAGCGCGCGAACCUGAUAAUUCUAAGGAAAUUUAUGUUUGGAGGUCCUUUUUUGUUCAAAAGGAUGCCAAAGACUACAAAAUACGAAAAUUGAGAUAGUUGUGUUUUUAGAUGGGGCUCAAGUUAUAAGUCGGGCACUGAAACAAGUUUUCUAUAAAUGUCACGUUUCCUCUUCAGCGAUGCAUUAAUUAUUUUGAGCUGUGUUUUUGUAUUGUCUCUUUCAUGUUCUUUUAUCCUUUCUCACAUUGAUCCCCCAGUUUCACCGUUGUACACUUUGCCGCAUUCACAUGGGAUCUUGUAAACAACACCGUCUUGUUUCGAUGGUUCCAGGGUGUCUUUAGGUUGUACUAAGUGAGAUCUAAGUGUUGUGUUCAACUUGAAAAUUGGUUCAUAUGCCUUGAUGUUGUAGGCAGCAGCAAAGAACCUCAGAUACAACCUUUAUGUUAGGGAGAAUGUAGGAUAUAGACACGUGUACAUUUAUACUGAAAAUAUUCAUGGGGUUUCAUCAGCAUACCAGACAUUACACACAGUCCACACACAAAGUUUAUGUACCACCUACAUGUGAAGCCAUAUAGGGAUAGGAAGUUUAACAAUGGUUACUGCCAUCCCAUCCAAAGAGUAUAAGUAAUACCCUUUUAUUGCUUCAUGGUCCUCAAACCAGAAUAAAAUAUGUUGUCAGAAUAUUGGCCUCUUAACCCUUUAACUCCCAAGAUUUGGUUGUUAAUUCUCCCAUCUAGCUGUUACACAUUUCCUUGUAAUUUAGUUACCAGAAUUUGGUGUUAUAUCAUGAUAAGCUCUAACUGAUGAGUUUGAGUAAUCUCAGUAUGUGUUUGAUGGAUAUUGUUGGGAGAAGUUACAUAUAAAUCACUUCUGGGAGUUAAAGGGUUAAUUGCAGAUUGGGAGAAAAAUGAUCAACUGCUGAACAGAUUGUUUAUUCAUAAAGCAGCUGGAUCUGAUGGUCCAUAUCCUCUGAUUUUGAAAAUUCUUUUAGAGAAUGAUAAUGACAUGUAUGUCAAUAACAAUACACCUAUUUUAGUGGCAGUCUCAAUUCUUCCUGUGUCCCCUAAAAGUGAUUCAGUGAGAACAGAGUUUUUCUCUUUCACUUUUUUGGUCAAGAAAAUUUUCUCACAAACUUAGUCACAUAAUAUAAACAUGGCAAAGUAAUUUUAAACAAGAUAAAUUUGGUUUUUUAAACUUAGUUGAUAUUGUACUGUAAAUUGGCAACUGUAAAGAGGUUUAAAGCUUUGAUACUUUUCAGGGUGGUCAGUUUGCACUAUCGAUUCAGUUGAUAAAACCAAAAUUAUCUAGUUAUACUCCCCACUGACACAGCACCACAGUCUCUUUAGAAACUUACCCCUUUAUUAAUUUUAAACAAAUUAAUGGGGAACUAUUGUUAUCCUUAUCAAAAUGACACUUAAAAACUGUGCAUGUUUACACUGUAAGAUUUCACUUGCUUCUGUGAAAACUCAGAAUUCACUUUUAGGAAUGGAGUUGCAGCAACACAUAUUUACUUACUGUAUUUUAAAUAUUUUUUCAGCCUGCUGAUAUUGACUUUUGUUAAUUUUCAUAGGUUUUCAAAAUGUAUUACAAUCCAGAGAGAUCUUGUGGAGAGAAAGAUCUGCAAGAUAAUGGAAGAUGUGAUUUAGAUGAGGAAAUUUGUUCUCACCUAUGUGAUUACUAUCCAGACUGGAAAUCUCCCAAAGGCACUCACAUGGUCCCUCGCUCUUUCAUAUCUAAGGCAAACAACCCAAAUUUAGGGGAAAUUACAGAAAAACAUUUCUUUGACAUUUUGAAAGAAUUUGGUGAAAUUAAGAAGGAACCCAUGUUUGUUAUUCAUUCCUAUAAAUUUAGUGAGUACAUUCCCAUGUGGCAGUCUGGUAAGAUAUCAAAUACUAAGAUGUCAAAUUGGGUAAUAGGUGAACAUGACUUUGUUAUAGUAAUAAUGACAAUCUUUAAUGAGGAAACUUUUUCACUAAAAAGUGGUUUACAAAAAGGACCUCGAAAAUUAAAAAUUAAAAAUUUACAAUGAGUAAAAAUGCUAAAAGAUGCUACUAAAAACUAAUGUAUCUUAUGUGUAAUACAAAACUUAAAUCAAUGAAUUAAAAAUCUGACGCUUCAAAAUAUUUACAUUAUCAGAGGCUCGUAUAGUUUUGUCCAGCGAGUUAAAAUCACUUACAGCAUGAUAGCCAGUUCUUUGUUUGCCCCAGUUUCUUUUAACGGAUGGAAUUUUGAGGUUUGCUUUAUUUCUUGUGUUGUAACUAUGCUGUUCUUGCUGAGUGACUAAUGUUAGUUCGUGAUGUGUGAGACCAUUAAGACAUUUAUAUACAUGUACGCAUCGGCGCUGGAAGCGCCUUUUUUCUAGUGUUAACCACUUCAGUGUAGUUAACGCAUCAGACGCAGAGGAAUACAGUGGUCGAUCUAAUAUUAUUUUAGCCGCCUUAUUUUGAAGCACUUGCAAACUAGACAUUAAAGUUACAUUAUGUUUGUCUCCCCAAACUAAAUCAGCAUACUCGAAUAAGGGCAUAAUAAGGCUUUUAUAAAAAAGGAUGCGCGCCCUAAACGGUAACAAAUGCUUAAUGCGUCUAAGUAGGCCAAGCCUUUGAUUAACUUUCCCUGCCAUGUAUUCGACAUGAUUUGUCCACGAAAAAAAUCAGACGAUAUUAAGAUUCCAAGAUAUUUAAAACAAGUAACAUUGUUUAUACAAUGAUCAAAGAUUGAAACAGUUAGAGCUAUUUUCCUCUGUAACUUCUUGUUACUGCCUAUAAGCAUGCAUUUGGUUUUGUCCAGAUUCAGUGUUAACUUAUGUUCAUUCAGCCAUUUCGCCACAGCCAGGAGGUCUUGGUUGAGCUUUUCAGUCAGCUCCUGAGAGGAAGUCCCAUAGCAGUAGAUCACCGUGUCAUCUGCAUAAAGUGAUGCUUGACAGGCAUCUAGAACGCUUGGCAAAUCGUUAAUGUAGAUGACAAAUAGCAGAGGACCCAGAAUACUUCCCUGAGGGACCCCAUGGGUAACUGGCAAUUCAUCAGACAACUCAUUCCCACAACAUGUACGCUGUUUCCUGUCAGUAAUGUAAGAGCGGAACCACUGAAGCGAGUUCUCACAUAAACCAAUUUUGGAGAGCUUGCGUAACAAAAUCCGAUGGUCCACAGUGUCGAAAGCCUUGGUUAAAUCCAAAAACACGGCCCCACACAGUUUACCUUGUUCCAUGUUCAAUAAGACUUCAUCAGCAAAUGAUGUCAAAGCAGAUUCAGUAGAGAGCCCCUUCCUGAAUCCAAACUGUUUCCUUGUGAGAAGGUUGUUAAUAACCAAGUGCUGGUACAGCUGGGAAUGCACGGCUUUCUCGAGAAUUUUACUGAGUGUCGGUAAAAUAGAGAUAGGUCGAUAGUUCGAUGCAUUUGACCGGUCGCCUGAUUUAAACAAGGCUGUAAUUUUUGAACAUUUCCACAAUUUAGGAAAUUUACCAGUAAGAAUCGAUCGAUUCAACAGCUUAGUGAUGGAGGGAGUGAUUGUAUUAGCAGAGCUCUUGAGUAGUCUAGCACUAAUUUUGUCCAAACCAAUUGCUUUGUUUGUCUUCAAAGAGGUAAGCUGCUGAAGCACAAACGAUUCCUCUAGUUCAGUUAACUGGAACUGAGACAACGGUUGUUCUAAAACCAAGUUGCAAUUCGACCAGGUAGUCGUUAUUUUGUCAGCUAGGCGCUUGCCUAUGGAUGCAAAGAAGCUAUUCAAAGCAACAGCAAUGGAUUUGGAAGUGGUGUGCUGAAUGCCAUCGGAAAUGAUGCACUGAACCUUUUCUGAGGAUGAAUUACGAUUGCAUGCUUCGUUUAUAGCUUUCCACAUUUUGCCGUGAUCUCCUCUGGCUUCCUCGAUCAUUUCGCAGUAAUAUUUCGACUUAGCAGAUUUUACUAAUCGGUUUACUUUGUUCCUCAGUUUCCUGUAAGUGUUCCAGUGCUUUUCUGAGUUCGAUUUACGUGCUUUACGAUGAUACCAGUCUCGAUCUCUCAUUGAUUCGCUAAUUUUGCUAUUCAUCCAAGGAAUAGGUGUUCCCUUCACACGUCGUCGUUUGACAGGUGCAUGAUCUUAUCAAGUACAUCAUGUCCAUGGGGUUGUGUUUUUCCAAGUAAAAGCAACAAAAACUUCAGGUGGUCAUCAUAAAGCUGACAGUCAGAUUCAAAAAGACAAAGUAUCCUUGGAAAGAUUUUGCCAAAAAAUGAUGGAAGCUGGGAUAAUAUCCAAUAAGCGAGUGGGCAAAAUAUUCGACAAAUUCCCAGCAUUUGUGGUAUUGCCAAAUACUCAGCGAGGUCAGUCACUUUGUGCACAGGACCAUGUACUUUAUCAAGAGGACUGUACCAAUGCAGAAGCAUUUUCUGAAUGGUGGUACGGCAAGUUCCCAGUAAGUGAAGAACAUUCAGAAAUUGAUCAAACCAUCUAUGAGUACCUGGUAAUGAGGUGAGUGCUGUAUUUUAACCAACCUGUUACAUCUUUUGGAAAAACGGAAAUAGCAUGCCAGUGUUUCACACUUUCCCCAUAAAAGUGUACAUUUUCUUAAAGCUUGAUAAAAUAAUGUUAAUGUUGUUUUUGGAUGUUAACUUACUUAAACAGUUUUGGCAGAGCUUAUUUUUUCAUGCAAGACAUUUUACAACUAAAGACAGUUUUAUUUGACAACAUUUUAAAUCAAAACCUAAUAUAGUUUUUCAUAGGACUUGAUCUGCACGUUUUAAACUAAAAAACUGUGUUUAGGAUUUUCUUGUUUCUUCUUGUUUUUUGGGGAAUAGAGCAUCUACACCUUGCUCAAGAAUGCUAGUCUUAAGAUAAAAUAUGACAACGGGUAAAAUAUAGAAGGCGCAUUUUUUCACAAGCAUUUGGUGUUAUCUUGUGCUGCAUGAUUGUCUCAAAACACCAGUUAUCAGAUAUGGUUUGAUUGUAAAUUACAUGUUGCUCGCUUUCUAUUACUCUCAAUGACAAAAAAAUGGAGCACAGAGGCUAGACAAUGUUGAUUUCUUGACAUGCACUGGGGUUUCAUACCUUUCCAUCCAUUAGUCUUAAAGACAUUGCAAAACAAUUGCUUCUUAUUUGAAAGAAUUUAAAAAAAAAACAAAAAUGGUGUUUAUAUUUUUUUAAAUAUGUUCUUUUGUUUCCAAGAUAUCCAAGUUUUUGUUUCAUGCUAAUGUGGAAUGUCAUGACAUCAUAAAUUUUGAUUAAAAAAGAUUAAUCAAAAGAUAACUUUAGAAAUGUAAAUGACAUAUUUUGCAAACUUUGCUCAAAUACAGGUAUUUGGGAGAGCAUAGUAAUUGUUAGUACUUAUGCACAUUAAAUUUGAAUUCUUUUAAUGUGUGGACUCUGAUUAAUAUUGAGGAUUGUGUGAUAGACAUUAAUGAUUAUAACCAUACCAUACAUUGAUACAAGCAUGAGCCACUGGUUAUAAUAAACAAAUUGCACAUUAAGUGUCUGACCAUGCAUGUUAACAUGAACAUAAUGUCAUUUUGUACAUUUUUUCAAUUAGAUUUGUUGGCAUGGUCCAUGUCAGUCCACUCCUUGACAAUUGCUUUAACCGCAUUGAAAAGACUUUGAUGUUCAAAACAGUAGAACAACUGGAGUUGCUGGUUGGUCAUUAUCCUCCCAAACUGUGGAUUAGGGGUCCAGCUGGAAGUGGCAAGACAAUGCUAUUGCUGGAGAAGGCAGAAUCUUUGGCAAGUUCCAUUCUAGAGCAUAGAAAAAAAUCAGAAUAUUCUUAUUGUAUGCUUCAAUGCUGUGUUAUGCAAGAAGUUACAGUCAGUGCUUGAAACCCAUCUAGUAAGGUCUCCUGGUCUUAAAAGUGUGAUAAGUAACUUCUCAGAUGUUAAAACAUUUUCUAAACUUAUCAUUGAUGUUACUGGCUUACCCCAAAUUCCAUUAAGUAGAAACGAGAAAGAGGCAGCUGUUAGCUUUGCCUUCAAGCUGCUCUCAACCCAGACAUCAGAUUUCUAUGGAAAGUAUGACCAUAUUUUGGUAGAUGAAGGUCAAGACUUGUUUGGAAGUAAGUGGCCAGAUCUUCUUGAACUGAUGCACAAGAGCUCUGUGACACCUAAUUUCAAUGAAGAGGCUGAGUUAGAAGAUUGGAUGAAGCCUAUUGGGUUUUUCUGGGUCAUGUAUGACACAAAUCAAUACCUAUACUUCUCUAAAGAGCUGCUUAAAUUGUUCUCUGGAUAUCUCCAAAACAGUGCAGAGCUCAAGAAAGUGCUUCGCAACACAGGAAAUAUUUUUAAGUAGUCAGAGAAGUACUUUAAAUCAUUGAUGACAUCUGAAAAUGGCAUUACACUUGGUCAUCAUGAAUAUGGCUUACCAAUCAAAUGGGAUACUUCUCUGGAAAGCAAAGUGAUCUCAGAUGACAAAGGUGCCAGCACAAUCAUUCCUCAUUUGAAAGAUCUACAUAGAGAACAUGUUCAAGAAAGGGACAUUUGUAUUCUUGUUGAAACAGUAGCCAAAAGGAAAUCUUUCAGCCAGGCACUUUCAAAAAAUAACGUUAAACCUAAACUGCAGACAACUUAGUUGAGAAGAAUGACAACAAGAUUGUGGUGGAAAGCAUUAGGUGCUUCAAGGGCCUUGAAUCUAAAGUGGUCAUCUUGUAUAAUCCUCCAUACGAAGAUGAUUCAGAAAGCAAUGGAUGUGCUAAAGAGUUGCUAUACACUGCAGUAUCCAGGUGUUGUUGUUAUCUCAUUGUCAUAACUACAAAGGCUGGUGGUGAGGCUUUAAUUUCAGCUCAAGGGAUUCAAGAGAUGACUGACGAUAGAGCACAACAGGUUCCACAACAAUUUCCAACCUCGUCACAUUUGGACUCAAACAGGGAGCCAUUCCAAUCCCCAGUGGACAUUGAUACAGAGUGACUCACUAAUUGUGAUCAAUCUACAUAUAAGUUGUCACACUUCCUUUCUAGUGAGGAGGUUAUUUAAGGUGAUCAACUGGUGCAAAUUUUCCUUUUUAUGUUAAAAGUUAACUUGCAGUUGUAAAAUGUAUCCACUACUUGUGGCUAUAUGAUUGCCAGUAUAGAAUAAUAACCAAUGUGUACUACAAACUUGACAACCGUUUGCCGACAGUCGUACUGAAAUGAUCAGAGUUUUUACUGCUUAUCUGUUGCCCGGAUUUAUAUAUGCUGUAUUCAAGGAAAUUUAAGAAAACUCGCCAUAGAAGUAAAUGAACCGAAAAUUAUUAUUGAACUGUUAAGUUAGGAUUAGAUUUCUCGGUUACCCAAUGGAGUUUAAAGCAUUUGUAAUUAGGCUUGUUUUAAGAACCCCAUAGGUUCGCGUACAUCCAUUCUUAGCUCUCACGGGCAUUUAUUUCGCUUUUGUAGUUCCUUCUAUUAAUUAUGAGAUUGCAUUUAGUGAGUAGAAUCUUUGAACGUAUAAAUUUGAUUUCAGAUCGAAUAAAAUUGCU
Pocillopora meandrina is the source of this 7631-nucleotide messenger RNA. NCBI's taxonomy places the organism in Eukaryota, Metazoa, Cnidaria, Anthozoa, Scleractinia, Pocilloporidae. The record is from the annotation of a GenBank genome assembly.